UGAAUUUUCAACGGAAAGGGAAGACAUCUUGUAUUAAGUUACAACAGUCGAGAGUAGCCGGUGGAUUUUGAAAGAUUUCUUUGGAUUUUCUUGUGGUGGAGUUAUGGAUAAUCAGGACACCAUCGAGGCCAUGCAGACGCUCCUGGAGCAGGUGGAGCUUCCGUCCUCGGCGGAGCUCAUCAGGAAUCCCACUGAGGAAUUUAUUAUUGAUGUGAUAUCUGCGUUUUUUGAUAACUGUCAUAUUGAUACUGCCACUAUCAAGAGACUGACACCAAGCCAGAGGAAUGCCCUGGAGGUGACAAAUCCUGAGAACGCGUACAUCGCGUCGAUCCUGAAUCUGCGAGAGGCAGCAGCAGUAGUAGGUCGUGAGAUAUUCAUGAGAGACUUUCAGAUAACAGACAUCACGUCACCCCGACACAUCAGGGCGAAGAAGCAGCUGCGAUUCCUUGGCAAUUUUCUCCUGUACGCGAACAACAAAAAAUCCCAUAUGCAGGAGAGGAUCGACGAGGUGCUGUCAAGGGCAGAGAAGAUCCAGAGCCUGAGGGCCCAGAAACAAGAUGCCAUGGAGAGGAUGAACGAACAGGCAUUGCUGAGAGCCCAGAAGAAAAUGGAAAUAAAAAAAAUAGAGCAGGAGAUAAUCGAGUGGGAAUCGAAAAUUUCCGGGAACAGAGCAAAAAUUGCAAUCGACGAUAAAAUCCUCAAGGAGAGGGACGCAGUGAAGGCCCAGAGGGUAGCGAGAAAUCAGGGACAGAGGGCAGAGCUCCAGAAGUACCAGGACAUCGAUGACGAGCUCAAUGGUAAAGUUGUGAGAUCCCCUGAAAAAUUCAGGACUCAGUUGCGAGAUCUCACCGAGGCGAGGAAAAAUCAGGAGGAGAAGAGGGAUAAUAUCCAGGGUGCGAUCCUCCACAAGAGGACGCUCCUCCAGACCUUCGAGACUGCCCUGAAUCUCAUCAAGAAGGAGCAGGGAAAAUUAGGGGAGUUGAUAGAGGACCAGAAGAAGCUCAAGGGGAUUAAGAAGGAAGGGGAGAGACUGAAGGAAGAGGUCGACGAGGCUGCCAGGACGAUUAGUCUUGUGGAGAAUAUGGAGAGUCAGGAGCCCCAGGUGAUCGCUGGAGCUAUCCAGGAGACUGAAAAACUGUGCCAGGAGAGAAUCCAGAAGAUCAAAAAAACUUUUGUUGAGGCCGAUGGGGAGAAGAAACUUUUGGAAAGGAAGAAAGAGACUUUGGAGAUUCGGUGCACAGAGUUGGGGUCGCAGACAGCGAAAAUUCGAGAGCAGAUUCAGGAGAUUGAAGUGGAGACUAGGGAUUUUCUUAGGCACACCCAGGAGCUACACGACUCGGAGAUGGCGAAGAUCCAGAGGCUCCACGGUGGUGCGCCUAAUGGAAUGGAUUGAUCGAUGUUUUUCUAAUGAAUUUAUGAAAUCAGUACGAGUUAAUUAUUCUUUAUUGAUCUCGUGAUACUCAGUAGAUACAAUUUAAUAUCUCCCAAUAAAUCUUUAUUUUUCACAAUA
Molecule: messenger RNA, 1510 nt
Organism: Fopius arisanus
Lineage: Eukaryota; Metazoa; Arthropoda; Insecta; Hymenoptera; Braconidae
Product: kinetochore protein Nuf2
Exons: 2
Coding region: 104-1393 (429 amino acids)
Cellular component (GO): Ndc80 complex; kinetochore
Source: RefSeq, a predicted model, not a curated record